Chironomus riparius is the source of this 3975-nucleotide messenger RNA. The record is from the annotation of a GenBank genome assembly. Lineage: Eukaryota; Metazoa; Arthropoda; Insecta; Diptera; Chironomidae.
AAAAUUUGAAUUCAGUUGAAAAAUGUAAACAAAGCAAAAUUAUUUAACAACUUGCCAAAAAGAAAAUUAAAUUAAUUUGAGUGUUUUAAGCCAUUUUCAUGUGUGUUAAAAGGUAAAGCAUGAAUAGUCCAUAACUGAUGAUUCAUCCCACAGCAAAUGUGAGAGGAAAGAGAGCUUUUUCCUCAGUUCAUUCACAAAAUCGUUCAUGAACGGACGAAAAAAGGCAGCUUUUCUGCUUAAUUUUACUUUAAUUUGCAUAACUCGACACAUUUAUUUGAAUGGACGACGACAAACAGAAGCUGGAUAAUGAUUGGUACAUCGCAGCUAGAAACAAAAGUCUAUUAAAUAAUGAAUCGGUAGGGGAUCGACGCCAGCUAUUAAACGAUAACAAAGCAAAAUCCAAGACAAAGUCAUUCCUAGGGAAUGAAAUAAGUGAAUUAAAUGCAAUGUCCAAACUUAGUCUGCUGGAUGGCGAAGAUGAGAAAUUGAAAAUGGAUGAUAAUGUCUCAAAUCGGUCAUCAUUACAUACCAAAGACGAAUUAUUGAAUGAUUUAUAUGGAAAGGAUAAGUUUCUAGCGUCUAAGGAAAAUAGUCCGACUAGCACAUCAAUGCGCUCAUCAAUGAAGUUCGAUGAACCAAACGAUGAUAUUAGUGAUGAACAAGAGUUUGAAGUAAUUUCUAAGACGCAAUCUGAUUUAUAUCUUCAUGUAAACGGAGAAAAUAAUGGAGAGAAUGGAUACGAUGAGACAGACUAUCCUGAAAAUCCUUUUGGCGACAGAGAGGGCACAACAAACCCUUCUUUGUUUUUUGAUGAUGGAAGUCGUUCCGUUGAUUACGUGUUGGUAUGGAAAAAAAUAUUGCCGCCAGAUGAUUACGAUGAAACUGAUGCAUUGAAAGCUAAGGAAUUGGAUAAAAUAACAAAGGAAGAAGAGGCAAGAGCUUCAAGGCGUCAAGUUUUCGAAGAAAAUUUACAAAUUGAAGGACUUCAACUUGAGAAGUAUGUCGUUGACGAUGAAAUUCAUUUUGUUAAAAUUCAUGCACCACUAGAAGUUCUGAGAAGAUAUGCAGAAAUCUUAAAAUUACGUAUGCCAAUGAAAGAGUCUUUAUGUAUGCAAAAGGCCUAUAAUCUACAAAGACGUGCAACAUUUAUUGACAAGAUUCCCGGACUGACAACAGUCAGUGAACGUACAAAAUCAACCUUUAAUCAUUUUAUGAAAGGUUUUAUGAGAAAGUUUAUUGUUGAUGAGAAGCACUUCCCGCCAAUUUCGCACCGUUUUACAGCUAUAUAUUCUCGUGAUAAAGAAUAUCUUUUCGACUUACAACAGCCAAAUUUUUUCACAACAUGGGUUCGCGCUAGAGUCGUCCAAUUCAUUUUAGAUCGCCAAAGAUUCUCAAAAGAGCAAGCACAUGAUUUUAGUUUUGGAAUUGAGAGAUUGGUUGAUGAUCAGACUUAUAUUGCUGCAUAUGCAUUGCAUGACGGUGAACUUUCUACCAAAGGUAGCAGACGUCAUUUAUUGUUUACAAAAUGGGCUAGUGUGAGAAAAAUCUUUCAAUAUCAGCCAUUGGACUACAUCAAAAAUUAUUUUGGUGUUAAAAUUGGAAUAUAUUUUGCAUGGCUUGGGUAUUAUACGUAUAUGUUGAUUCUAGCAUCAAUUGCCGGAAUAAUUAGUUUUUUCUACUCAAUCAAAUUGAUGAAUCAGAAUCCAAUCACGGAGCAAGUGUGUCAAGAAAAUACAACAUAUGUCAUGUGCCCACUGUGUGACAAUUUAUGUGACUAUUGGAAACUCAAUGAAACGUGCCUACAAUCUCAGAUAACGUCAUUAUUUGACAAUCAUGUAACUGUCAUUUUCGCCAUUUUUAUGUCCUUUUGGGCUGCCCUAUUUCUUGAAAACUGGAAACGCUAUAGUGCUGAAAUUACUCAUCGAUGGGAUUUGACUGGCUUUGAUGUCCAUGAAGAACAUCCAAGGCCUCAAUAUCUUGCUCGACUUAAAUCAAUCAAAAGAGAGAAAAAGGAUUAUGUGACGAAUGUAUCGGAACCAAAUGUCCCAUUUUGGAGGAUGAAACUUCCUGCAACUCUUCUGUCCAUCUCGGUUGUGUUACUUUUAAUUGCAUGUGCUGUUGCGACUGUACUCGGUGUUGUUUUAUAUCGCAUGUCAGUUUUAGCAUCACUGAGCUUUUAUCGGGAUUUAUCAACUUCCUUUACAAUUCUAUUUACAACCACAACAGCUGCUAUUAUUAAUUUAAUUCUCAUUGUUAUAAUGAAUUAUGCUUAUGAAUCUCUUGCUGAGUGGCUUACAGAACUCGAAUUACUUCGUACUCAGACUGAAUUCGACGAUAGCUUAACGCUUAAAAUUUAUCUCUUACAAUUUGUUAAUUACUAUGCGAGUAUAUUUUAUAUUGCUUUUUUCAAAGGCAAGUUCAUCGGAUCACCAAAGAGUUACAAUAGAUUCUUCGAUUUUCGUCAAGAAGAAUGCGGUAUUGGAGGAUGUCUUAUGGAGUUGUUUAUUCAAUUGGCUAUUAUUAUGAUAGGUAAACAAUCGAUGAGUGCAUGCGUUGAAAUGCUGUGGCCAGUCGUCAUGAAAUAUGCCAACAGACUACGUUUAAGAACCGGAAAGAAUCGUGAUGGAUCAUUAAAGAAGGAUAGACGAUACGUAAAUGACUUGAAAUUGAUUGAAUUUGGAUCGAGAGGUCUAUUUCCUGAAUAUUUAGAAAUGAUUCUUCAAUAUGGAUUUAUUACAAUUUUUGUAGUGGCAUUUCCUUUAGCACCGACAUUUGCCUUGAUUAAUAAUAUCUUUGAGAUGAGAUUUGAUGCUAAAAAAUUACUCCAACAUUAUCGACGUCCAAUAUUUGCAAGAGUUAGAAGCAUUGGUAUUUGGUAUCGAAUAUUAGAUUGUAUUAGUAAAUUAAGUGUCAUCACUAAUGGCUUCAUAAUUGCAUUUACAAGUGACUUUAUACCUCGUCUCGUCUAUGUUUUAUAUUACUCAGAACAUGGUAAUCUUACGGGAUAUGUUGAUUGGACAUUGUCAAAGUUUGAUGUUUUAGAGUUUAGAAAUGGAACUCAACCAUUAAAGACGGAUUUUGUGAAUGUUACUGAAUGUCGUUAUCAAGAUUUCCGAUAUCCACCAAAUCAUCCAAAUGAAUAUUCUCGUACAGCUGAAUUUUGGAAUGUAAUGGCUGCUCGACUGAUAUUUGUGGUAAUUUUCGAGAAUACUGUUGCUGUAGUCAUGCUACUCGUUAGAUGGUUAAUACCAGACGUUUCAGCCGAACUAAGAGAUCAGAUUCGUCGUGAAGCUUAUAUUACAAAUGAAAUUAUUAUUAAGAAGGAAGCAGAAAUCGCAUCAGCUAGAAGUAGAACUAGAAAUUAUAUUCAAAGUGCAUCGAAAUGGGAUCGGUUAUUGGCAAAUGAUUUUACUGGAUCGCAGCUUGAUCUUUUCAUACACAGUGAAAAUGAGGCACGAACGAGGUCUCGAAAAAAGGGCAAUAAAGUUCAGAACUUUAUUGACAAUGAAGUGCAAAGAGCAGAAAAUUAUAAAAAUAACAAUAAUCGGGAAGAAACGAAUGUUUAAAUUAAUUAUUUUUUUUUUUUUUUGACUUAUCUCAUUGUGACUUAUUAAUCGUUAAUCUUUAAGAAUCUUCCCAGUUAUGCCAAAUGACCAAAAAAAAAAGAAUAUAUAUGUUAUACAGAACUGAUAUUUUACGCAUGGUGCCAUUGAUUGCCAUGUUAUUAAUGCUGCUGCUGCUUUAAGCGUGAUUUUUUAUUUAAGUUGCUUUUUAUAUUUUUAAAAUACUCGAAAUUUGUUACCCAAAAAGAUCUUAUUAGACCAGAUUAAGCUUGAAUUAACCACAUUUUGUGAUAAUUGUGUUGUGUCUUAUUGAAAAUGUAGGGCUUUAAGCUCAAUUGUGCACAAUUUUAAUUUCUCCUUGAAAUAGCAUUUAUUAUGAAUAAAUGUCGCAUAUAUUGAAAACAUCGAAAAA